Molecule: messenger RNA, 954 nt
Organism: Caenorhabditis remanei
Lineage: Eukaryota; Metazoa; Nematoda; Chromadorea; Rhabditida; Rhabditidae
Exons: 6
Coding region: 1-954 (317 amino acids)
Cellular component (GO): membrane
Source: RefSeq, a predicted model, not a curated record
AUGGUUUCAAUAAAGGAGCAUUUCAAUUGGACACAUGCCAUCUAUUUCGGAUUAUUUCUUAUCAUAAUGCCAGUUUAUUUUCUCAUUUUCGUGUGUAUUAUGAAACUUCGAAGAUCUGAUUUCUCCUUCCAAACCACUUUCUACUCCUUGUUGAUUCAACAUGCUAUUGCUGAUCUAUUCGCAAUGGGUUUAUACGCUUUCCAGAAAAUCUCCUACAUCCUGAUUCCUAAUUAUAUUUUCGAAAAGCAAGAGACGUUGUACAUUGCUCCGAUAUUCUACAACUGCUUCUUCUGGUUUAUUAUCAUUCGAAGUAACGGAGUCGCUUUGAUGACUCUUCAUAGAUUUAUGGUCAUUGUAAGGCCUACUUCCACUUUUUCUUCAAUCAUCAAACGCUCAAAACCAUGGGUUGUCUUCCUCGUUUAUUGGAUCCCACCAGUAGUUUUUGACUCUUUUUUCUACUCGGAUUCAACAGUCAGAUUUGAUAGUGUUGAGAAUUUAAAGAACGUUGUCAAGCCGGAAACUACUUUGAAAAGCACCAUCGUAUGUAUUGCAUUCCUUUUCAUAUCCUGUGUUGUUUGCCUCGCUUCUAACGUUUUCAUCAUCAAAUACAUCAGGGAAAAUAGUAAUUCCAUCUCGAAAUCCGUCCAACGCGAACUUCGACUAACACUUCAAGUCUCGUUCCCUUUCGGAGCACAACUUGUUCUUCUCUGUUUCAUGAUAUUCGCAAACUUGUAUGCCAAAACUGGAAAUACAGAGAUGAUGGUGUAUAUUCGAGAUUUUUUCCCUAUUGCAAAUGGCCUUCUUUCCUUUAUCAGCCCAUUUACUAUUAUCUUAUUCAAUAGGGAUUUGACACGAAAGGUCAAGAUAAUGCUGAUCGGAAAUAAAUCGAGAACUGUUGCGGAUAAUCAGUCGGAAAUUUCAGCGAAGACAUCAGUAGUACUGCGGAUGAGAUAA